AAAUUCACACAAAGAAAAUUCUGUGGAGGGGCUUCCCAGGUCAGUGUCAAUCCACAGUUCUCCCAGACUGUAACUGUAAGAAACUUUCUCUGCACAGAGCACUUUUCCUGCGCUUGAGUCUGUCUUGAAUGCAGAGGGACACUGUGACGGACUUCGGAUAAGCCUGAGGCAGGGGGACUCAUUUUCCUAUACUAACUUAACACUAAUUUCCACAAGAGCAUCUUGAAGAGAAGUGUCACUUGCACCUAGUGGUGGAAGUGAAGUGUAGCAGAUGAUACUCCUUGUAAAUAAAUGAAAAGUUCAAUCAUGAGAGACCAGUGAAUGAAGUAAAGAUAAUUGUUUAUUGAACAAAUGAUCAGACGAUUAGUCUUGACAAAGUCUUCGGCAAUUCGACUCUAAAAGAGCUCACGCCGAGGAGAUUUGUGCCUAUAAGUCAAUGUCCAAUAUUUUAAAAACGGAAGCAGCAUAAACGAAACUUUUAUCGGCACAAUCCAGCACAAACGAUUGAGCCUAUUUGGGGUGAAUUUGGAGCGUGUGGGGGUCUGGUGACGUCAUCGCCUAUAACUUAAUGUCUAAUAUUUUAAAAAGGGAAGCAACACAAACGAAACUUUUAUCUGCACAAACCAGCACAAACGACUGACUGGCAUAAAGUUGGCUUGACGUUGGAUGUUCGAUAUUCGCAGAAUAUGCCUAAAUUAAUGGUCUCCAAAGUUACAUACGACAUUGUUAUACACGUUUCUAACUUCAAUAGCAUUUGGAGGGAAUGACUUACAGCCACACAACCAACUGUAAAGUGUUCAUCUAUGUAUCAGGUAUGACACCUUUUAGAUUUUAUAUAUAUUAAAAUAAACUAUUAAAUCAUGUGUAAAAAUUGCCAUGUAUUUUACUACUGAAUGAGCUCAUACACAAAAUAUACCAUAAUUUAAAGCUCAAUAGCAUUUGAAGGGAAUGACUUACAGUCACAAAACCAACUGUGAAGUGGUCAUCUAGGUGUCAGGUAUGACGCACACCUUUUAGAUUUUUGAUAUUUAACAAAAUAAACUAUUAAAUCUCAUGUAUAAAUAAAAUGCAUUUAUAAAAGUCGGUAGCGACAAGCCUCGAAUCUGGCCACGCCCAUGACCCAUGACCGUGACAAAUAGGGCUUAAAGUCUUCAAGUGUGUGUCCAGCCUGAUGUAGUGUACAGUAGCGGAAACACUGCUCUGUCACCCGCUCACCCUACUGAAGGUUUUCUUCACUGUUGUAUAUCGAGUCCGAGAUGAGAAGGAGAGUUGGUGAAACUGCUGCGUCCAAACGCACUGAGGGGAAAUCGGUGAAAAGGGAAACUGGUGAAGUGCAAACCAAAACCAGGUCAUCAUGGUGGGUGUGGGUGAAAAUGGGACUGAUAGCCCUCAGCACUCUGUAUGUGGCCACACCAUUUAUUCUGCAAUUCUUUCCCAGUGUCAUACAAUACCUGGUUUAUAAACAUGCCGUAACAUACUUUGUUGACUUGAGGCGUCCCUGUGAUCUUGGUCUGAAUCACACCGUCAAUAUGUACCUGACCUCAGAAGCAGGAGUGACACUAGGAGUAUGGCACACGGUUCCUGAACAAAAGUGGAAGGAGGCUCAAGGUAAAAGUUUGGCGUGGUAUGAGCAGUCUUUGGGGGAUGGUUCCCCUGUUUUCAUCUACUUCCAUGCCAAUACGGGCAACAGAGCAGCGCCACAUCGUUUAGGAGUUGCCAAUGUGUUAAGUGCUCUUGGCUAUCAUGCCGUGGUUAUGGAUUACAGAGGCUUUGGGGAUUCAACCGGAAAGCCCACUAAGGGUGGACUAAUCACGGAUGCACUUCAUCUGUACCACUGGGUACGGGCACACAGCAAGGACAGUCUGGUCAUCAUAUGGGGUCACUCCCUUGGCACAGUAGUGGCAACUAACAUUGCAGUGAAACUACAAGAGCAACGAAACCCUGUUGAUGCAGUGAUACUAGAAGGUGCUUUCACAAAUAUAAAAAUGCCAAAAGGACAGUCCCAACCCUUCACCUGGUAUUACUGGAGAUUUCCAUACAUACAGUACUACUUUUCCCAGGACUCAACUGAAGCAAAUAUCCAUAUAUUGCUCAAUGGUGAAAACUUGAAAAAAAUGACAACUCCUCUUAUGAUCCUUCAUUCUAAAGAUGACCACAUGGUUCCUUUCAGGAUGGCUGAGGAGCUUUACAACACUGCUAAAAGUGUGCUGAAGUCAGAGGAUAAAGUCAGACUGGUGGCAUUUGAUGGAUCCCAUGGGUAUCUUCAUAAUGGACUUUAUAGGGAUCCUUCACUACCAAAUUAUAUAAGGGAGUUUGUGCUGUCAGUUGCAAAGUAAUCUGAAGGCUUCAAAAUUGGCACCAAGUUAAACCUACAGGUUUUCAUCUUCACAUAUGUUUUACUAUCUUUUGUUAACUUUAGUGAUGUGUGCUUGCAGUUCACUUUUCUUAAAAGCCAUUCCUGUUCUGAGAUUAUGAUGUCAAUUCAGUAGACACUGAAAAAAACCAAAUUAUUUAAAAAAACAAUUAUUGAUUACAGCUGCAAAUAUCUAGUUUUUGCUGCAUACCAUAUAAAUUUACCAAUAAGUUUUUUUAUUUGUUAAUGAAUGACACUUCAUAAUUUUUAUCAUUUAUAAUUUCAUUUAAUGCUUUCCAUGAAAUAACUUCCUGUAACAUAACAUUAAUUUCCUCAUCAGACUCUUUAUUCUCAGUCUCUCUCUUCUCUGAGGUAUAUUAUCAACAUACUGCUCUAGAUAACUGUAUACAGAUUUUCAACAGGCUUAUUGUUCUAACAGUUGGACAGUUCUAAGAACACGCGCACACACACACACAAAUAGAAUAAAUAUGCCCAGAAAGCCCAUUUCAAAAAUAGAUUUAGCUGCUUAGAACCAACAAAAUCCCCAUUUUCUCCAUUGAGUGCACUAAGAAACAUUAACUAUAGCAAGUUUAACCUUUAUAAACUGAGCUACUGACUGUAAGCAAUGGCUAUAAUAAUAUAAAUCAAUGUAAUUAAUCAAUUAAUUAAAAUUGUAAAAGGCUGAGCAGGAAUAUAUUAUACUGUUUCUGUCCAUAGGCGUAGACAAAAUAGUAGAGACUGAACAAAAAAAAAUUUUUCCCUAAAAUUUCAGUUUAGCCAUAUUCAAGAUUUUAGUUUCUCGGGUAAUACAAUGUAAUGCAUUGUAGAAAUAAAAUGGAAACAGGUUAUUCAAACACUCA
Molecule: messenger RNA, 3213 nt
Organism: Ictalurus punctatus (channel catfish)
Lineage: Eukaryota; Metazoa; Chordata; Actinopteri; Siluriformes; Ictaluridae
Product: lysophosphatidylserine lipase ABHD12
Exons: 13
Coding region: 1257-2336 (359 amino acids)
Biological process (GO): monoacylglycerol catabolic process; phosphatidylserine catabolic process
Cellular component (GO): endoplasmic reticulum membrane
Molecular function (GO): monoacylglycerol lipase activity; phosphatidylcholine lysophospholipase A1 activity
Source: RefSeq, a predicted model, not a curated record